Molecule: messenger RNA, 750 nt
Organism: Saprolegnia diclina VS20
Lineage: Eukaryota; Oomycota; Saprolegniomycetes; Saprolegniales; Saprolegniaceae
Exons: 3
Coding region: 1-750 (249 amino acids)
Biological process (GO): protein transport to vacuole involved in ubiquitin-dependent protein catabolic process via the multivesicular body sorting pathway
Cellular component (GO): ESCRT II complex
Source: RefSeq, a predicted model, not a curated record
AUGCGUCGCGGCAAGAUGGGCAUCGGCGCCGUCAAGUGGAAGCAGGAUCAGAAGAAGGCAUAUGAGGAGGUCGGGACGCAGCUCACGCAGAGCCACCUCGUGCACGUCCAGGCGCAGCUCGACGUCUUCAAGGCGAACCUCGAGGCCUUCGCUGUCAAGUACAAGACGCAGAUCAAGAAAGACCCGGCAUUCCGCAUGCGCUUCCAGGUCAUGUGCUCCAAGAUCGGCGUCGACCCGCUAGCGUCGCAGAAAGGUUUCUGGUCCGAACUCCUCGACAUGGGCGACUUUUACUACGAGCUGGGCGUCCAGAUCAUCGAGGUGUGCAUCCUCACGCGGCCUAAGAACGGCGGCCUCAUCCCAAUCCACGAGCUCCUUCGUCUCCUCGACAAGAAGCGGGGUCCGCGCAUGCAGCGCAUUUCUGAGGACGACAUCAAGCGCUCCGUGAAGAAGCUCAAGGUGCUCGGCGAAGGCUUCCAAGUGAUUGAACUCGGCGCCAAAACGAUGAUCGUCACGGUUCCCGUCGAGUUGAGCCAAGACCACUCGGCCAUCUUGCUUCUCGCGCAGGAAGCGCAGGGCAUGGUCACGACGGCUCUUCUCGCGGAGAAGCUUCUCUGGGACGUCAACCGCAGCACGAUUGCCCUCAACGUCCUCCUUCGCGAAAGCAUGGUGUGGGUCGACGACCAGAACCCGGGAGCGCCCGCCUACUUCUUUCCAAGUAUCGCAAUGGGCUCGCAAGCCGGUACAGCGUGA